This is a messenger RNA of Panthera uncia (snow leopard), 3767 nucleotides long. It is a transcript of the gene ZMIZ2, whose product is annotated as zinc finger MIZ-type containing 2. NCBI's taxonomy places the organism in Eukaryota, Metazoa, Chordata, Mammalia, Carnivora, Felidae. The coding region runs from base 177 to 3029 and encodes 950 amino acids. The record is from RefSeq and is a predicted model, not a curated record. Gene Ontology annotation, biological process: regulation of transcription by RNA polymerase II; protein sumoylation. The transcript has 19 exons. Gene Ontology annotation, molecular function: SUMO ligase activity; zinc ion binding.
ACUCCAUCAGGCCCCGCCCCUCCAUCUGGCCACGCCCCGGCGGACAGCGAGCAGGAAGCUUUGGAGGCUCCGCAGGCGCGGCGUUCGGAAAGCCAGAGCAGCCGAGUCCCACGUAAACAGCUGUGAGGACUACUUCCUGCCACCCGCAGACCCGGCCUUUAGGCUGCCCGAGGCUAAUGAACCCCAUGCACCCCGUAAAACCCGCCCUGCCCCCCACACCGCACGGUGAUGGUCCAUUUGCUUAUGAACCGGUGCCUUGGCAGCAGAGCGCCACUCAGCCAGCAGGGUCGCUGUCUGUCGUCACGACCGUGUGGGGCGUCGGCAACGCGGCACAGAGUCAGGUUUUGGGGAACCCCAUGGGCCCUGCAGGGAGCCCCCCCGGCAGCUCUAUAAUGCCUGGCGUGGCAGGUGGUGGCCCUGCCCUGAACUCCCCACAGUGCCUCGGACAGCAGGCGUUUGGCGAGGGCGCUGCCAGCAAGGGCUUCGUGCAGCAAGGAGUGUAUGGCCGCGGGGGCUACCCAGGGGGCCCUGGCUUCACGGCUGGGUAUGCGGGCGGCCCGGGGGGGCCAGGGGGCCUGGGUCUGCCCUCACAUGCCACACGACCCUCCACCGAUUUUACUCAGGCUGCAGCAGCAGCUGCAGUGGCUGCUGCUGCGGCCACCGCCACGGCCACCGCCACGGCCACCGUGGCUGCCCUCCAGGAGAAGCAGAGCCAGGAGCUGAGCCAGUACGGAGCGAUGGGGGCCGGGCAGGCUUUUAACAGCCAGUUCCUGCAGCACGGAGGUCCCCGGGGGCCCAGCGUCCCUGGCAGCAUGAACCCCACCAGCGUGGGAGGGCUGCUGGGCCCCUCUGGCAUGAACCCCAUGGGCAUGAACCCCACCCGGGCAGCAGGCAUGGCACCCCUCUAUGCAGGGCAGCGCCUGCCCCAGCAUGGGUACCCUGGGCCUCCCCAGGCCCAGCCACUGCCCCGACAGGGGGUCAAGAGAGCCUACUCCAGCGAGGUUUAUCCAGGACAGCAGUACCUGCCAGGAAGCCAGUACGGACCCAGUGCCACCCAGUACACAUCCGGUGCCGGGCCGCCCCCUGCCCCAUCCUCCUACCCUGGGCACCGGCUGCCCCUGCAGCAGGGUGUGGGCCAGUCCCUGUCCGCCUCUGGCCCAGCAGGACUGCACUACAAGCCCACAGAGCAGUUCAACGGGCAGGGUGCCAACUUCAACGGGGGAAGCGUCAGCUACAGCCAGCCCGGCCUGAGUGGGCCCACCCGUUCCAUCCCUGGCUACCCCAGCUCCCCACUGCCUGGGAGCCCUACGCCACCCAUGACCCCCAGCAGCAGCGUCCCCUACAUGUCCACCAGCCAGGAGGUCAAAUCGCCCUUCCUGCCGGACCUCAAGCCCAGCGUGAGCUCCUUGCACCCAUCACCCCCCAGCAGCGGCCAGGGUGACGAGCUGCGGCUGACCUUCCCGGUGCGGGACGGGGUAGUGCUGGAGCCCUUCCGCCUGCAGCACAACCUGGCUGUGAGCAACCACGCGUUCCAGCUCCGGGACUCUGUCUACAAGACCUUGAUGCUGAGGCCAGACCUGGAGCUGCAGUUCAAGUGCUAUCACCAUGAGGACCGGCAGACCAACACCAACUGGCCGGCGUCGGUGCAGGUCAGCGUCAACGCCACCCCGCUCACCAUCGAGCGCGGCGACAACAAGACUUCCCACAAGCCGCUGUACCUGAAGCACGUGUGCCAGCCGGGCCGCAACACCAUCCAGAUCACGGUCACAGCCUGCUGCUGCUCCCACCUGUUCGUGCUGCAGCUGGUGCACCGGCCGUCCGUCCGCUCGGUGCUGCAGGGCCUCCUCAGGAAGCGCCUCCUGCCCGCGGAGCACUGUAUCACCAAGAUAAAACGCAACUUCAGCAGCGGCACCGUCCCUGGCACCCCUGGGCCCAACGGUGAGGACGGGGUGGAGCAGACAGCCAUCAAGGUGUCCCUCAGGUGCCCCAUCACAUUCCGCAGGAUCCAGCUCCCCGCCCGAGGCCAUGACUGUCGCCACAUACAGGUGGGUGGUCCAGAACUUGUGACGUGCAGCGGUUUCCCGCGGACCCUCCACCAGCAGGUGACCAGCCAGCGGUGUUUCGACCUGGAGUCCUACCUGCAGCUCAACUGUGAGCGGGGGACCUGGCGGUGCCCUGUGUGCAACAAGACGGCGCUGCUGGAGGGCCUGCAGGUGGACCAGUAUGUGCUGGGUGUCCUCGUUCACAUUCAGAAUUCUGACUACGAGGAGAUCACCAUCGACCCCACGUGCAGCUGGAAGCCGGUGCCCGUAAAGCCCGACGUUCACGUCAAGGAAGAGCCGGACGGGCCAGUGCUGAAGCGCUGUCGCACCGUGAGCCCCGCACACAUGCUCAUGCCCAGCGUGAUGGAGAUGAUAGCAGCCCUGGGCCCCGCCGCCGCCCCCUUCGCCCCCCUGCAGCCCCCCUCGGCCCCGGCCCCAGCCCCAGCCCCUGGUGACUACCCCGGCCAGGGUUCCAGCUUCCUGGGACCCGGGACCUUCCCUGAGUCCUUCCCGCCUGCCACGCCCAGCACCCCGGCCCUUCCUGAGUUCACCCCGGGGCCACCCCCCAGCUCCUACCAGUCCGACAUUCCUAGCAGCCUCCUGACACCUGAGAAGUCUGUUCCCUGCCUCCCAGGCCAGAUGCCACCAGCGGGUCACCUGGACCCUGCCCACAACCCAGGGGCUCCAGGGCUGCUCGCCCCCAGCCUUGGAGGGGCCCCAGGGCCCCAGCUGCACCAUCCAAACCCUCCCCCAGCAUCCCGGCAGCCCCUGGGCCCAGUGAGCUCAGGCCCCAUCGGCGAGCUGGCCUUCAGCACUGCCACAGGCGUGAUGGGGCCCCCCAUGUCUGGGGCGGGGGAGGCCCCGGAACCAGCCCUGGACCUGCUCCCAGAACUGACCAACCCCGAGGAACUGCUGUCCUACCUUGGCCCACCUGACCUCCCCACAAACAACAAUGACGACCUUCUCUCUCUCUUCGAGAACAACUGAUCCUGUCGCCCCCGCCCAGCUGGCGGGGACACACCCGCAGAUGCCACCACACCCUGCCCCAGCCACCUGCCCACCACCCCCCUCGGACCGUGGAGGCAGCUGCGCUGGGUGGGAGGGGACCUCAGACACCCCGCCCCCGCCCAGCUCAGCCCCACCCCAUCCACCACCUGCUGCCCCCGACCCCAGCUGGGCCCCGUCCAUACACACCUGUGUCCCCAACCUCACCCCCGGACCCAGCUCCGCCUGCUCCCACCAGCCUGCAUCUUGUCCAGCGUUGACCCUUCUGUUGCAGUGACCCUGUGGCUCCCUGGCAAGGAGCAGGGCGGCCCUGUCCUGAGCCUGAGCUCGCAGUGGGAGCGGUCCGUCUUCCCACCCAAGCCUCAGGCCAGGGCCAUGGGGUAGGAGGUCCAAAGCACAACAGUGUACAUAGUGUAGAAACACUAAGAGCUCUGGGCAAGCAGCCGGGAGCCCACGGGCUCCUGCCCCUCCUGGGUGCAGACAGUGGGGCAGAUGGCCGUGAGCUUCGGUCUCCCGGGGGUGGGUGCCCAGACCCAGCUCUGUGUACAGACUCCAGCGGGCUGCCCGAGUACCCCUUUUCCGUGAACGUGAAGAAUUGGUCCCGCUGUGUUUUUUAAAACUGCCUCUCCCGCGUCCACCCCGGGGCCAGGCCGGGUGGGGGAGGGGGGGCCAGUCGUGUCCCCUGUCUGCCAGUCUCUAUUAAAGGACUCCCUCAAGGUG